GACUAGAAUAAAAACAAACUAAUAAAUCUUUGUAAGAGAUAUUUUAAUCAAAAGAAAAGAGAUGGCUCCUUUAUUCUUCCCAUAAUUAUUAUUAAUUUAUAAUUACAAUUAAUAUGAAUAUUAAUAUUAAUAUAGAGAUUUAGUCUUGUACUGACUCGUAGUAGAAAAAAUGGAGUUAAGAUAGGCCUAACUCAAACCCAAAACCCGCACCUGUUUAAUUUACCCGUCUUACUCGCUCUGCCUCUCUCUCCUUCUCUCUCUCUCUCUCUCUUUACAAUUAUAUAUCUUCUUUUCUCUCUCUCUGCAACUCCAUCUGUUCCACGUUUUCUUUUUUUCUUUCUUUUGAAUAUAUUAUACAUAAUUGUGAUGAUUGAUAUGUGCCCAGUAACGUAAUCCUCGACCAUUGGUGAAAAUGCUUCAAAGAACACGUUUUUGGGUUGUGUUGGGCAUAUAUUGAUUAUAAUAGUAAUAGUAAUUGUUGUUCGGUGUUGGGGUCUUGGCAGUUUCAGAUAAUCAAAUGAAGUCUCCUGAUUUUGUAUCUUUACUUGCUGAUUCACACAGUAGGAGGUCUUGCUUUUGUAGCCUUGUUCCUGCAACUUCUUUGCUAUGUCUAGUUUUUUUAUUAGGGAAUGCUUUUAUAGCACCAAUCUACAAAGAGAAAUUAUCAAUAUGGGGAAUGACUGAUACUCUACAUAAUCUUAACUUCAACAAAUGCAAGAACCAAUGUAGACCUAAUGGGAGUGAGGCAUUACCCGAAGGUAUUGUAUCCAAGACUUCAAACUUGGAAAUGCGGCCUUUGUGGGGUUUUCCAAAGAAAAAUGAAAGUGCUAAGGUUAACUUAUUUGCUGUGGCUGUUGGCAUAAAACAAAAGGAUUUAAUCAAUAAAAUGGUUAAAAAGUUUCUAUCCAAUAAUUUUGCUGUAAUGCUCUUCCAUUAUGAUGGUAAACUUGAUGAAUGGAAGAGUUAUGAAUGGUGUGACCAUGUGUUACAUGUAUCUGCAAUCAAUCAAACAAAAUGGUGGUUCGCCAAACGUUUCUUACAUCCUGAUAUAGUGGCUGAAUAUGGCUACAUUUUCCUUUGGGAUGAGGACCUUGGAGUAGAAAGUUUCAGUCCUCAAAGGUAUAUAUCUAUUGUUCAAAGUGAAGGGCUUGAGAUAUCACAGCCUGCACUUGAUCCAGCCAAAUCAGUAGAGCUGCAUCAUCAAAUUACUGCACGGGGGAGGAAGAUAGUCCACAGAAGAAUUUACAAGCAUGGUGAAAGUGGGAAAGGUUGUGAUGGCAGCAGUACAGCUCCUCCAUGCACUGGAUGGAUUGAAAUGAUGGCCCCUGUUUUUUCAAGAGCUGCUUGGCGUUGUGUAUGGUAUAUGAUCCAAAAUGACUUGAUUCAUGCUUGGGGUCUAGAUAUGCAGCUUGGUUACUGUGCACAGGGUGAUCGAACCAAUAAUGUUGGUGUUGUUGAUGCUGAAUACAUAAUUCAUUAUGGUCGCCCUACACUGGGAGGUGGAGGUGGUGAUGGAAAUAAGACAAGUUUUUCAGCGAAAGGCCACACUGUUAAAACAAAAAAUAUUUCAAGCACAGAGAAGGCACCAUCCCAUUCUCAUUCCCAUUUUAAGGGCCCCAGAGUGGAUGUGAGAAGGCAAUCAUACAUAGAAUUGGAUAUUUUCAAGAAAAGAUGGGAAAAGGCUGUUCAAGAGGAUAAAUGUUGGGUUGAUCCUUACAAAUGAACACAGAGGAGAAAUCCCAUACAUUCUAAAUUUUUCUGCCACUUUACAGCAAAAUAUUGCAUAAAGGGAGGUAUGAGCAAUGAGCACAAGGUAUUGAUGAUGGUUAAUGCUUAUAGGAGUAACACAAUUUUAUGUUGUCAUUCUUUUCUUUUAAAAAAAAAAUAAUAAAAAAAGAAAAGAAAAAAGUUAAAAUUAAAAAUAAUCUUGUAAAUGUGUUAUUUUUAUUUUCUUACGUAAAUAGUAUAUAGAUAGAUGUUUGUGCGCAAGAAAAGUAGGAAAUUAUUUUGUGCCUUCAGAGCAAUAAUAAAUUUUUACUUGUUGAGUUUCUAAA
Molecule: messenger RNA, 2054 nt
Organism: Cannabis sativa
Lineage: Eukaryota; Viridiplantae; Streptophyta; Magnoliopsida; Rosales; Cannabaceae
Exons: 15
Coding region: 518-1723 (401 amino acids)
Source: RefSeq, a predicted model, not a curated record